AUGGCAGAUCCACGUGAAGAUCCGCUUGCCAGCUCGCAUCUAAACUCUGGACUCCGAAUCCCUGAUCGCAGAUCUACUAAAGGAGAGGAGCUUCCCGGAGUUAAGAAAGGGUUUAUACACGAUUAUACGCGAAAGACGCUUACCUAUUUGAUAGCCUUAGCUGGCCGUGCCCCCGAGAAGAUCUUUUCCAGCUUCUUUCAUAGUAGACCGAGCGGUGUAAAACCCGUCUACGCUCCUUCUUUAGCCUAUGCUUUUCAAGGACUUGUAGCCACGCCGGUUAGCAACCUCCCUACGAGCUUUGGCCAGGAGAAGCCGCCACUGAAGGAGUUUGAAACUAGUCUGAGAAGGGUCAACGUAGAUAACAUUAGGCUGAGCACAGCCAUCAGAAAGACCUCGAGCGAACAAAGACCGGAACUAACUGCUCGCUCAAUGCGCAGAACCCUUCGGAAUGGGAUCAAAGCCCGACGAACCCAUAGUAGCUUAACUUGUCUAUCCGCCAGCACCAUAAAGCGGAUACCGAGGCAUUUGAACCGGAGCUUUCAGCAGUUUGAUACUCGGGCUUCAGUAGCCGAUAGGAGCUGGCAAAUUCCAAGUUGA
Messenger RNA from Striga asiatica, 597 nucleotides. The record is from the annotation of a GenBank genome assembly. NCBI's taxonomy places the organism in Eukaryota, Viridiplantae, Streptophyta, Magnoliopsida, Lamiales, Orobanchaceae.